CACAGCACCUCAGCGGGGAAGCGACCUGCGGGGCUGCCGCUGGGGAGAGGCGGAGGAGGAGUGGAAUGAGGAGUGAGAUGGAUGGCGGGGUGGACCUGAGCUUCCUUACGGAUGAGGAGUAUCGAGCCGUCCUGAAAGUCAUCCACAGAGAUUCCGAACUCAAGAAACGGGACAGCGAACGGAUCAGAGCGGUGCAGAAAAACCUUUGUGAUGAUAGGAAGAAGAAGCUGGUGACGGGUCAGUGGUUUGAUGAGGUGAAAGCCAAACGAUACCAGACUUCUCUCCACGCUGUGGACGUCAUCAAGGCUUCGAUACGGAGAAAAAAACCAGUGAAGGACACCAGUGAGAGGAUUGGGUCAGUUCCAGUCGGUCUGACCACGGCCCCCCCCAUCACAGCACCUGCUAAAGUCACACACACUGACCGGGCAAGAAUCUCAACUAUUGAAGAGUCUGGGAGCAAGGGAGAGGAGCCCACAAGAAGACCGAAGACAAAGCACAAUGUCCCUGAGGUGAGAGGUGAUGAGGAGCCAAGCCCUGCACUUUCCCCGGAAACACCAGCUUCCAGUGUUGAGGAUCAGCAAAGAUUUCCCAUCGUCUCCAGCACAGCGAGGUCGGAGCUGCCAAAGAGUGGGAAUGUUGCUGGGAAAGUUGUCCAAACGCCCUCUAGGGGGACCAGUGGCCACAAGACCACAGCUGAUCCCAGCACCACCCGGAUUCCAAGAUGGAGAGAUUCUUCAGAAGAAACUAGGAAUGUCUCUAUUGAGCGUCAGGAGUCCCCGGGAGUGUGUAAACGGGAUGAGGAAAACUCCUUCCCGGUCCCCAGGAAACGAGCUGUGAGCAACCAAGCACAAGCGAGCCGUGCGGGGGGCCAGGACCAUGUGCCGCUGGGCUGCCCGGCUCCAGGACCGAGUGACCACAGGCCAGAGCUUACUCUCUGCCCAACCCGCAUCCCCAUCAGGAGGAGUUUGUCCAGGGAGAGUGCAAACAGCUCAUUGGAGGAGCCAAGGACUCCACCCGCACCUGAGCCAAGUUCACCAAGCUUUUCUGCACAAACUGCUAACGGCAGCCAGGAGCCUCCCCACCCGGCCGCUGGGUCUCACCCACUGACCUCUGCCCACGCCUCUCGGAUUCCAAGACUGAAAGGUGCUUUGGAAGUCGCUGGGGAUAGUCUGGGAUCCUUCACCAAAACCACAAAGCCGAUCACUAGCCAGGCAGCUGAGUUCAAGGUUGCCCUGAAACCACCUCCCAAAUUGCUCAGAUCUCAGCCGUUCUUAUCAGACGAGGAAAGAGAGAAGCCCAGGGUGGGGGCUGCCUUCACCGUCAACUCACUCAGCGGAAAGCAGGCGGAGGAAGAGACGCUGACUGAUCCCGACCACUUCAAAAACCUGAGACAUUUCUGGGAAAAAGGAAGUGAUUCCAGCAAAACCAACCACAAGUUUCCCGGCAAUGUCUCUGGCAAACUCAGCCCCGCUCGCUGGGGGAAGCUCCAGGCAGCCGCUGGUUUGGUAACGAAGGAACGUUCUUCGUCACAAGAAGCUCAGGGCAACGGAUCAAUGUCCUCUUCCUCCUCCUUCUCCUUCUCCGAGGAGGAAAGCCCAUCGCUGGAGAGCAAUAAGGACCUCCCGAUCGCGGCUCCAAGACUCCAGUCGGCCGUGACCGUCAAAACUGAAGCUCGGUCCUCCACCUCAGCAAAGCCCCUGGACACCACCUGCCAAGCAGUCAGUGAUCCACCCAAAGCCCUGCCCCAGCCAAGAAUCGCUCGUCAGCUAAACGUCUGUGUCACACUUGAGGACCUCAUUCAGCCUGAACUCCCUCCACAUAGGACCUCCAGCAGCCUGCCCACCGCUCCCUCAGCCCUGCAGGACUGUGAGAGAGCUCCCACUAGCCUGGCUGAGGAGCCUGUGGUGGAGGAGGUUCUGAAACCGAGAGUAGCCGAGAGGAUGCAGCUGUCCAGGAAUCUAGAGAUAACAACAGCCGAGCCCAGAGAGGACAUUGGGUCUGUUCCCAGCCAAUGGGAAGCCUUGGAGGCUGGAGCAUCCACACAUGGUGAUGUGGUCCUCACUCCCAAGGCCAACACCACUCGGCAGAUGCAGAGAGAGGGAGAAGCGGCUCCUGUCUCCCCCUGGACCCCGGUUGCUGUGUGUGAGGAGGAGCUGGUUCCGGCUCAGCGUCAGGACCUGGCGGAGGCUCCGAAGAUCAGGGCGGGAGCUUUGCUGAACACGUCGUCUCAGAGCGACACCAGCGAGGACGAGCGAGAGCCGAGCCUGAGCCACGAUACACAUCCCAGGUCCAACUCUAAGCCCAGCGUUCAGACGUCCAGAGUGUGUGGAGAGGUCGAGCCUGGAGUCCCCUGUGUCAGUGUGAGCGCUGAGCGGCCCCCGACCCACUCCAGCGCUCAGGGGGACGGGGAUGCACAGCCGGCCAGCAGCGGCGAUGGUGGUCUCACCGCGGAACAGCCAAUCAUUGUGAUCCAGCACAUGAGCGACGGGGAUGGACCCCAGAGGAGCACGUCAGGUGCCAGUUACAGAUCAUCGCCUGUGCUGAAGGCUUUAGCGAGAGCCAAGAAGCUUCCAGCGAAGAGUAUGGAGAACCUGUGCGCUACCUCUGACCGGGAGACAAUCGCUCUGUUUGUGAGUGAGGAGAAUCCGGGGAGCGAGGGGGAGGCCAGGAGCGAGGUUGAAGAGCAGCCGCUGGUCACCAACCUCCAGUCUCGGGAUCACUCAAGGAUAAAGGAUCUCAGCAAGUCUGUGCCCAUGCUACUGUCUGAGAGUGAAUCGGAUUCUGCUUCGGAGAUCAGCUUGAACAUUGGGUGGCACCGAAAGACGCCAAGCGAUGCCAGCCACUCCUCUGACAUGGCAUCUGUGUCAUCUGUCAGUGGCAGUGUGAUGAGUGUGUACAGUGGAGACUUUGGCAGUGUUGCCGCCCAGGGCUCCGUGCAGUUUGCUCUGGAUUACAGCGAAAAGAACCGGGAGUUUCAGAUCUACGUCAGUCAGUGCCAGAACCUGGCGGUGGUGGACGAGAGGAAGGGACGCACGGAUGCGUAUAUAAAGACCUACCUGCUCCCGGACAAGGCUCGCAUGGGCAAGAGGAAAACCUCUGUCAAGCGGCGGAAUGUCAACCCCGUCUUUAACGAGAUCCUGAGGUAUAAGAUCGAGAAGGUGGUUCUCCUGGUCCAGAAACUCAACCUGUCCGUCUGGCACAACGACACGCUUGGCCGGAACAGCUUCCUGGGCGAGGUGGAAGUGGAGCUCGCUCGCUGGGACUGGAGCAACCGCAAACUCAACUGGUACCUGCUCAAGUCCCGGAGCCUGUCGAUGGGAGAUGGCGUUGACCACAGAGGGGAAAUCAAUCUGGCCAUCAAAUACGUGCCUCCAGGAACUCUCGGUCCCAGAGACCCGCCCACUGGCGAGGUUCACAUCUGGAUGAAAACCGCCAAAGACUUGCUCCAGCUUCGAACAUCUGGAGUGGACUCCUUCGUGAAAUGUUACGUGCUUCCUGACACCAGUAAGAAGAGCUACCAGAAGACACGGAUUGUGAAGAAAGAUGCCAACCCCAUCUACAACCACACCAUCGUGUAUGAUGGCUUCAGGACGGAGGACCUGAGGGAGGCGUGUGUGGAGCUGACAGUGUGGGACCAUGAGAAACUAACAAACCACUCUGGGGGCCUGCGGCUGGGCUCAGGCACAGGAUUUAGUUACGGAAUCCCGGUGGAAUGGAUGGACUCCACGGAGGAGGAGCGAGCGCUGUGGCAGGAGAUGAUGGCGAGUCCCAACGAGUGGAUCCCAGGCUCCCUGCUGCUCCGCUCCCAGCUCGGGGGCAAGAGGAAGCUCAAGUAACCUCAACCCCAAAGGGGAGCUUCUGCCAAACACCUCCCCCCCCAUCCACUGGCACAUGGAUUGGGGGAGCGGUAAUGAGUGGGUUUCUACAUUUCUACUCGGAAGGGUUUGGAAUUGACUGAACCGUCAGGGAACAUGACGGCUCUGGAGAAGAUCUGGCUUUCCUCUUGCUUUAACUGGACCUCAUUGUGCCAUUUUUGGGAUUGAUUACCAUGGCUGUUUUCAAACAGAAUGGCCCUUGCCCAUUGUUUACAUGUUGUUGGUGUCCUAGUCAUUCACUGCCGUUUCUCUGUCACUUUAGUUGCUGCUAAUCAGAAAAUGGGAAUCUUUUCCCCGUCUGUUACUCGGGGGGGAAAAGCCGUCGAGGGGUUUGGUUUAUUUCAGCGUCCGCUUUCUGUUUGUUUAUUGUAAAUUUCACAGGAAAACCUGCUGCAGGUUCAAUGUGGAGAGUUUCAUUGAAAACUAAAUAAAAUAAAUGAAAAUAAAUUAAUAAUAAUAAUAAUUUG
This is a messenger RNA of Callorhinchus milii (elephant shark), 4342 nucleotides long. Its product is annotated as synaptotagmin-like protein 2. Gene Ontology annotation, molecular function: small GTPase binding; neurexin family protein binding. Lineage: Eukaryota; Metazoa; Chordata; Chondrichthyes; Chimaeriformes; Callorhinchidae. Gene Ontology annotation, biological process: intracellular protein transport; exocytosis. The record is from RefSeq and is a predicted model, not a curated record. Gene Ontology annotation, cellular component: plasma membrane; exocytic vesicle.